UACCCAUAUUGCACAAGCCAUCUUCUUCGCUUCCUUCUCUCUUCACAAAAAUCGCGAAACAGAUCAGUGCCAUUUCCAGCUUGUGUAAAAUCAUGGAUGAGGCUGCAGAGCUAAGGUAUUAUGAAGAGGAGGAUUCACCAGGGAUGAAAACACUGAAAGGUGCAACCUCAGGUCUAGUUGCUGGUACUCUUUGGGGUGCCAUUAUUGCCACUUGGCAUGAUGUACCCCGUGUUGAGAGAAAUGUUGCUCUUCCUGGUUUGAUCCGGACAUUGAAAAUGAUGGGAAACCACGGGCUUACCUUUGCUGCUAUUGGUGGAGUCUAUAUAGGGGUAGAACAGCUGGUGCAGAACUAUAGGGUGAAAAGAGAUUUUAUUAAUGGAGCAGUGGGUGGAUUCGUUGCUGGUGCUUCUGUGCUGGGUUACAAAGGAAGGAGUAUUCCAACUGCUCUCUCUGCUGGAGCUGCACUUGCAGUUACUUCUGGUAUAAUUGAUGGACUAGGCGCGACCACAAGAACUGACAAUGGCAAGGAGUACUAUCCUUACACUACAAAGAAAAGAGUUGUUGCUGAAUGAUUGGUAGUUGGACAGAAUUAAUGUGACUCGGUGAAAGCUCACUAUGAAUGAUGUGACUGCACCUUCUUGUUUUAUUCUGUUCUCUUUUUGCUGUAACCUGAAAGGAUGAUGCAAAUAAGCAUGCUAUGUACUCUAUUUUCUAGCAUCUCAUGUGAUUUUUGAUUGAGUAUGAAUACCUGACCAUAUAUAUUCAUGUGUCAUGUGUUGUUCGAUAUUACAACGCUCUUUGGCUUCUCUAUUUCUGAUUAAGAAAUGUGAUGAUUUACUA
This is a messenger RNA of Solanum tuberosum (potato), 840 nucleotides long. Its product is annotated as outer envelope pore protein 16-3, chloroplastic/mitochondrial. Gene Ontology annotation, cellular component: TIM22 mitochondrial import inner membrane insertion complex; chloroplast. The transcript is spliced from 3 exons. Lineage: Eukaryota; Viridiplantae; Streptophyta; Magnoliopsida; Solanales; Solanaceae. Gene Ontology annotation, biological process: protein insertion into mitochondrial inner membrane. Bases 93 to 572 code for a protein of 159 amino acids. The record is from RefSeq and is a predicted model, not a curated record.